CAUGAAUGCAAGAUGCAUCUGUGGAAAAGUGUGCAAGAACUCGCAUGGCCUAAAGAUCUAUCUGGCCAGGAUGAAGUGUAGGGAGCAGGGGAACAUACUGCAACGCACAGGACCUGAUUCUGGUGAGACGCAGGAGGAGCCCGGCCAGGAAGCACCCCACAGUGCCCAGCUCCUCCAAGCAGUAGAACCUCUGAACCCCUGCAGAAUAGUCCAACACAAGCAGAUCGAGUGGCCUUCAGCCAACAGCCAGACAGUAUGGGCACAAUUUGACACAGACGUGAGCCAGAUCUUGGAAACCACCGCCAAGAGAGAGGUGGACAAGUGCCUUGAGACCAUGACGCCAUCUUUGUCAGCUAUGCAGCAGAGAGGUUUGGCCACAGUGAGGGCAGGAACACCAAGACCAGCUACCACGACGAACCACAGGGCCACUCAGAUCCACAAAUUAUGUCAAGAACUCUGGAGCCUCAGGAAACAGUACAAGGUGGCCAGUGAAGAGGAGAAACAACCACUUGCUGAUCUUCGCAACAUCCUGAGGAAGAAGCUCAUGACGUUGUGUUGGGCAGAGUGGCACUGUAGGCGGAGAAAGGAGAGAGCAGGGAAGCGCGCUGCGUUCAUUUCCAACUCCUUCAUUUACCCUUUCGUUUACCAAGAAGCUGUUGGGGGAUAAGCGCAGCGGCCACCUCAUGUGCUCAACUGCAGAGGCAAACGCUUUCUUGCACAACACCCUGAGCGACCCAGACAGGGACCAGGAGCUUGGACCACAGAGGGCCCUUAUAAGCCCGCAAGCGCCAGCAGUGGAGUUUGUAAUGAGAGAGCCCAGCUGGACAGAAGUGCAGGAGGUUGUGAGGGGAGCCAGAACAGCAUCAGCCUCAGGCCCCAGUGGUGUUCCAUACACUGUGUACAAAGGCUGCCCACAACUACGUUGACACCUGUGGAAGAUUUUGAGGGUGAUCUGGCGCAAGGGAAAAGUUGCAGGCCAAUGGAGAUGCGCAGAGGGUGUAUGGAUCCCGAAGGAAGAGGACUCAAAGGACAUCAGUCAGUUUAGAACCAUCUCGCUGCUAAGUGUUGAAGGCAGGAUUUUCUUCAGCAUCUUGUCGCGAAAACUAAGAGUUCCUUCUGAGGAACAGCUACAUUGACACCUCUGUUCAAAAGGGCGGGAUUCCUGGGGUGCCUGGCUGUCUGGAACACACUGGCAUGGUGACCCAGCUCAUCAGGGAGGCUCGUGAAGGAAAAGGAGAUUUUACCGUACUCUGGCUGGACCUUACCAAUACGUACGGCUGCAUACCUCACAAGCUUGUGAGCUCGCCCUCCUGCGACAUUAUGUUCCUAGCAAAGUCACAGACCUUAUCCUGGAUUACUACAACAAUUUUAGGCUAAGAGUCACUGCUGGGUCAGGCACAUCAGACUGGCACUGACUUGAGAAAGGCAUAAUAACAGGCUGCACAAUCUCAUUGUCAUUUUGUUUGCACUCGCCAUGAACAUGAUCCUCAAGUCAGCAGAGGUGGAGUGUAGGGGACCCUUGACAAAAUCUGGAGUACGCCAGCCCCCUAUAAAAGCUUUUAUGGAUGACCUAACUGUCACCACCACAUCUGUCCCGGGCAGUAGAUGGAUUCUCCAAGGCCUAGAGGGAGAACGUUCUGCAAUGAAAGAUCACCUGGUCCAACAUCUGGAAAGCAGACACCCUUAACAUCAGGUUUUUAGUCCAGGCUGUUUACGAUGUCCCACCAAGCCCAACCAACCUCCACAUCUAGGGCAAAACAGAGACAUCAUUCCGUCCCCAGUGUCCAGGACGGGGAUCCCUGGACCACCUCUUCAGCUGCCCAAAAGCCCUUGGAGAAGGGCGCUAUCGCUGGCGCCACGAUUAAGUUCUAAAGGCGGUUGCUGAGAGCAUAGCCAUGGCCAUUAACACCAUCAAGAGCCACAACAAGCCUAAGACCAUAAGUUUCCACAGAGCUGGAGAGAAGCCAGACAUC
This is a messenger RNA of Cynoglossus semilaevis (tongue sole), 1973 nucleotides long. RefSeq lists its product as uncharacterized. Bases 2 to 667 code for a protein of 221 amino acids. The transcript has a single exon. Lineage: Eukaryota; Metazoa; Chordata; Actinopteri; Pleuronectiformes; Cynoglossidae. The record is from RefSeq and is a predicted model, not a curated record.